Molecule: messenger RNA, 2897 nt
Organism: Folsomia candida
Lineage: Eukaryota; Metazoa; Arthropoda; Collembola; Entomobryomorpha; Isotomidae
Product: protein tramtrack, beta isoform
Exons: 11
Coding region: 779-1906 (375 amino acids)
Biological process (GO): regulation of transcription by RNA polymerase II
Cellular component (GO): nucleus
Molecular function (GO): protein binding
Source: RefSeq, a predicted model, not a curated record
AAAGUGUUUGUUGGCUCGUGUCAGCCAGUGUUGCGGGAUUACGUCAGUGGUAAAAACGGGUUAAAACUGUAGUCCUCCUCCUCCCGAUUGUGGGUGGGAGGCAAGAUAUUAUUAUUAUGCACGUCGAUAUGAGGGAAAGGGAGCAGAACAUAUAUAACAUCACAUCGCAUUUACUCUGGCAUGCAUUGUUUAACUUAACAGAGAGCUCGGGAGAGAAAAAGAGCCAGAGAAAGAGGGGUUUUGGGGUUGGUUGGCAUUAGUUGGUAGGCGUACUGCUCUCCUGGUAACAAACACCGAGGAAACCGAACCCGGGUAUCUACUUGCUCAUUACUACCACUAACCAUCCAUCCAUCCAUCCAUACCACCCGACCGAACCGAAUAUAGAUAGUGCACAGGGCAUUGCAUUGUAUCGCUGCUACUCAGCUCAUUGUGGCUCAGCCAGCAUUCUGUUUGUUUCACAGUCGUUCCUUCUUCGUCCGUGGUGCUUAUAAGUAUCGAUUCGGAGACAAUACAGCUCCUAAAACGAGGAGGAGGACAAGUUUCGCAGGUGUGGUUCGUUUGUGUUCGAGACAUUCUUCUUCGCAACAAUACACUCGCUGCACUCGGGUGAAGGAGCCAUUUUAGAAAAAAAACGUUGGCAACUUUCUCACUUUAUUUCGGGACGACAGGACAGGAUACGAAUAAGCACGCAUUGUUUGGAGGUGACGUUAUAUAUGUUAUUGUUGUAAUUGAGGAGAAAAAUUGUGGUUGAAAAUUUGAGAUAAAUUUCAAAGAUAAGAUGACCGGACAACAGUUUAACCUUCGGUGGAAUAAUCAUACCAACAAUUUGGUUCAGGUAUUUGCGGACCAGUAUGAGCGUGAACAAAUGGUUGAUGUCACGUUGACCACGCAGGGAAAGUUUUUAAAAGCUCAUAGGAUGGUCUUAGGGGCAUGUAGUCCUUAUUUUCAGGAAAUUUUUGACCGUCACGACACUACCCCCCAUCCAAUAAUUAUUAUGAACGGGUUCGAAUUUGAAGAUGUCCAAGCUGUGGUCGAAUUCAUGUACAAGGGAGAAGUCAUGGUUUCAGAAUCAGUCAUGUCCAGAUUACUGAAGGCAGCUGAAGGACUGCAAAUCAAAGGCUUGUCCAACGUCCGAUCUAAACGCGAAGCUCCCGUCGAUGUACAUGACGACGAUGGAGAUAAAGCCUCAGAUCUUUCUUCACCAAACUGUGAACUACCAAAUAGGAGAACAAGUGGUGGUGGAGGUUCAGAAAUACCAGAGAGGCCUAACGUCCCUUUGCACAGAAGGCGAAAAAGAGCUCGGACAACUUCUCACGACACCAAGAAAGCGAAACAGCAAACACAAUCUCCAAAGUCAGAAGGAAAUAUCACCGACACGUCUCGGUCAACCGAAGACAUUGAUCAUGAAGAUCCCAUGGAUGAUUUAUUAACCGCGAUUAACAUUGAACCCCCACUUUUACGCGAUAUCGACGCCAACGAUAUUAAGACUGAGUGGGACUCGCCUUUGAAAGAUGCUGUAAGUAGGAAACAGAAAGUGAAAGACGCCAAUACCAGCGAUGAAAAAUGUAAGAGUAUAAUAAAGAUGCCAUUUGAUUUUGAACAAAAGGAGAAAAUCCCAAGACCUCCAAACUCGUUCAUGAUAUUUGCAAAUGAGUGGCGACGACAACUCGCAAACCAGUUUCCGAAUGAGAGCAACAAAGAAAUUAGUGUACGAUUAGGACUCAUGUGGAAAAAUUUGUCAGAAGAACUCAAGGCAAAAUAUUUCACUGCUGCCCGACAAGCUAACGACGCCCACAAGAUAAAAUUUCCACAUUAUCACUACAAUCCAAAGGAAGCACGUCUCCGGAAAAUGUGGAAAAUGCAACAAGCACAAAUGGGACACAUGGUAGCUGCUGGUCAUCAGUAGGAUGAAGGAUGAGAGCUUUAAUUAUAUGUGAAUUAUUACACGACGACGAUGACGACGACAAUUUAGAUAUGCAAAAUAUUUUCCCGUUGAAAUAUACAACUAAAUAUCAUACAAAAUUAGAUAUUUAAUGAAGGAUUGAAAUCCUUGUUAUGUUGACUAAUCAUAAUCAUUACGUAAAAACAAAUGUCGAUUACGAGUCCUCCCGACCUCUUUUUCUCAGAAUAUUUUGAGUCAUUUUCCGGUGCGGUGGGUGGGUCUGGAUUAUGUAAUAUUCCGACAAGAAAGCUACUAAAUAUAGUCAAUGAUAUGUUUCAUUUGCCAUACUAAAUACUAAUAAUUAUUAUUCUAUAAUUUUAAUUAUUCAUUCUUGUCAUUACACAAUGUUCAAGGUAACUUUACGAUGCAUUUAUUUUGUUUUAUAAUUUUUGCUUUCUCUUUUCGUUCCUUUUUGUAGACUGAUUGAGUUAUCAUAAGGUAAUUUAAAAUACUAAAUUUUAGAGGAAGCUUAGUCAUUACAUAGUUUAGUUACGUGUGGAGAAAAAAAUCAUAAAGCGCUUGUUUAAAUUAAUAGUCGUGCAGUGAUGCGGAUCAUUUUUUAUAGUCAAUCAUCAAAGUCAGGUCAGAUCAAGGUCAGUCAACUUCUGUAAACAACGAGACAAAACGAUGACGGUUAAAUAUUAUUAAGUGUAUGGUGUUGUAAUAAUCAUAAUUAGCGUGCUAAAUAUUAUUAACAUUUUGCUUACUCACAAAACAAAACUUUUUUGAUUUAAUGAAAUGACCUAAAAAAUUAAUUGUCAUAAAUAUGUACGAGUAUCUAUCGCAAAAUAAUUAUUGCAAGAGAAUCAAUUUCAGUAAUGCCAUGUAUUUUAAUUUAAUGCAGAUACGAAUCCACAGUUUAACUUUUGUAAAUUGUAAAUUUGUGCCGAAUCAUUCAUGCAACAAUUGUCCUAAAUUUAAAUUAAAAGAAUAAAAUAUGAAAUGCUUUAAGAAA